AGAAGAAAAGCCAUAUUACGAGCGCGAGGGAAGAAGCAGAGAGCUUUCUGCAGAGCAAUGGCGGACGACGACGACGGCUUCGGAGACUUCACUUUCGUCUCCGCCGCCGCAGCCGCCUUCAAUCCCAAUCCCACCACCACCCAACGACAAUCGGCCGCCUCCGACGACGAUUGGGGCGAUUUCGUAACCGUCGCCGCGCCUCCGAUCAAAGCCCCCGUCGUUAACGGAUUCGCACCCGCUCCGGCCCAAACACCGCCCGACCCGUUCGGGUUUUUCAACGUAACUAACGGCGCCGCAGCAGCGCCGUUAACGUCAGCCGGGUCGGAUCCAAUCCGGGUCGAGACGAAGGCCGAAGGGGUCAGUAAGACGAGGCAGUGGGAGAAGCCGACGGGAGCUUUGCCGUUGUCGUUGUUUGGGGAAGAGGAGAGAGACGAGCAGGUGAAUCAGGAUUUGACUGAGAAUGAGGGAUUUGGGGAAAAGGGAUCGAAUUUGAAUGGGAGUAGCGGUGGGAUUGAUGAUUUGAUAUCGAAUUUGUAUGUCCAGAACGGGUCGAAUCGGAAUUCUGGUUCGGGUGGUAUUGAUUUUAGCAAGAGCGGGUUGAAUUUGAGGUCGAAUGGGGUGGAUUCGAAGCUUGGAGGUUUGAUUCCGAGCCAAAAUGGGAAGCUGGAUGGUGGUGAUUUGAGUUCGAAUGGUUUGAAAUUUUUUGAGGGUGUAGAUUUGAAUGGGAGCUCAAAUUCAAGUGUGUUGAAGAUGAAUGUGGAACAAGGGAAUGGGGAUUUUGAUGAGGAUGAUGAUGAUGGUUGGGAAUUCAAAGCUGCAGAACCAGAGAACCGGGUUGGCAAUGAGAAUUCUAAGGAACAAGGAAUUUUGGAAGUAGCAGAGUCAAAAGCAGAAUCAAGUACACUUGUAAACGGGGGAAUACAGGAAAAUACCGGAGGAACUGGAUUUUCUGGGGGGUUUGGUAUUCAUGAGUUUAAUAAUGUGUCUGUUGCAUCUAAUGGAACUUCUCAUGGAAAUGGUGAAUGGGGUUUUUCAUUUGACUUCAAGUCAAGCCCUGUAACUCAAGAUAAUUUCUUCUUGGAAACAUACUCGAAAAGCAAGCGGAGCAAUGCUGCAACUGUAUCCAAUUCUUCCGGAGUUGAUGAUAUUGUGUGGGGAUUCAAGGAUGCACUUUCGGAAACUGGAUCAGAACAUAAGUCGGAAGAUGCUAAGGCUGCUACUCCUGCUGGUUUAGAAUUUCAUACAUUAGAUGGUGCUGGUCCUCGUAAUGAUUUUUUUGCUGGGUCGGAUUGGAUUUCUCACCAGUCUUCUGAAAGUAGCUUUGCAUUUCCUUUCAUCCCAAAUUCUGGCAAUAAAGAUGGGGUAAUCUCAGAUUCCUAUUCCAGUGGCAAGAAAGAUGACAUAGUAACAGGAUUGAGUUUUCCUUCAGAUAAUAACCAUGUUGAGUCAGAAGACAAUUUUUGGGAAUUUAAGGAUGCAUUUUCAGAAUCUGGAUCUAAGCUUGAGGGGGAGUUGGUGGUUGCCAGUAAUUCUCCUACCAAUAUAAAACCAUCAGCAAUUGGUGGAGAAAAUCAGCACAGUGAGGUAACAUUGAAUAAUCAUCGGCAAGCUUUACCCUUGUCCAUUUUUGGAGACGAAGAACUAGAAACUGAUGAUUCCUCAGUCCAUCAAGAUAUUUCUACUCAGACAACUGCUUCCCACCAGAUAAAUACUGGCAAAAGCCCUGCUACCAAUGUAUCCAUCACUGAUCUCAUAUCAAGCUUAUACAGUCAAGUGGAACAGAACACUUCUAAACUUCAUACGCCAAAAGAAACUGAAAGUACUAUGCAUCCUGUUACGACAGUGUUAGACUCUGAUUUUGUUGGUGAUGAUGCUGAUGAUGACUCCUGGGAGUUUAAGGAUGCUGUUUCAAAAGAUCGAGACCCAACUUCUAUUGUCAAUCUUGAAGAUUCACUUAAACAUUCUUGUACUAAAAUCCAGCUGGAUGACUUUGUGGAAUUGUAUUGCAAGUUGAAGAAUGAAUCAUAUUUUCUUGCACUCUACCAUCUUGACCAGAAAAAGAAAGCUCAAGGUAGUGCUUCUCUUUCUGGUGAGGAUGCAACAGAGGCUCUGGAUAAGGAAAUCCAGAAACUUUAUAAUGAACUGCCUCAAGACAACAUGAGAUUAGAUCAGUUCCAGUCAGGGAAUCCUUCACCAAGAAAUGAAUGCCUUAACGAACUUCAUAAAGCUCUGCAGGAACUGAAGUUCCAAGUCCUUGAGUCAGAAUAUCAAUUGUCACAAAGACUGUCCUUGGCAGAGAAGGAUUUGAUAUCGGCAAUUGAACUUCUAAGACAUGCAGCAGCCAUAUUAAGGAUUCUUAGACUCGGAUCAGCUGAGGAGCAAUCUAGGUACAUUGCUGCAUGGUCUCAAAUGGUCUCCAUAUGUGCUGAAGAGCUGAAACAUGGCUCUUUAAUUUGGAUGCAAUCAUUAGAAAAGAAUGUUCAGAAGCAGAUGUUAUCUGAACCUCGAGGCAAGCAGUAUAUCAUUGCUCUGGGAGAAAUUUACCGGGUAGUUUUAGUUCUUGGAGCCUCAAUUAAACUAUACAGCCCUUGGAUUCUAUUACAGUCCUCAGAUUGUUCUAGCUUGUUUGGUCUUCUAAACGAGUGUUCUACUCUAUGGUCAAGUUCAGGACUUGAUGAAGCUCUCAGAAGUAUUUCAGACGUUGAUGAUUUCAAAUAUGACGGAAAUGUUAAUGCAUUAUUGGAUUCCUUAACGUCUAUUAAUCAUCUCGACACAUUUUCACUCCAAAACCAUUUUUUGAGUGGACAACAAGCUAUAUGUUCGCUGUCACUUUUAACUGCAGGAGCUGUGCCAGGUAUUAAAAUGGUGGCGUGGAAUGAGGUACACUAUUUAUUGACACUCGCAAACUUGUGGAUAAAUUUAAUUGGUGGUGAACCCCCACGGUUGCUGCACUUCAGUUUAAGCUGAUGGGACAGAAACAUGUUGAAGGAAGUCAGGAUCAAAAGGACUUGGAAAUUCUCUUUGGCUGAGUUUUGCCUUGAAUCCUUUGGUUACCUCAGGAUUAGGGAUUUUGGGUUAUAUUUUGUGGACUGAAAUGAUUACGACAAUCAAUCUGAAAAAGUUGUAGCGACUUCUCAAGAUCACAAUCAGGAAGAAAAAUCUCAAUUUGGCUUUUAGAAGAUCCACAAAACAGCCAAGCUGGUCAGUUUAGUCCUACCAAGUUCUGGUCCAGUUCUUGUGUUUAGUGUUGCCAUUCAUUUUUUGGAAGCAGUAGUAUAAUAGCCAUUGGAUGUAGAAGUGUUUGUAUCCCUGUGUGUAGUUGUGUAUGUCUGAUACUGGGUGAAUAAGAGAGCAUUUAUCUACCCAGUAAUAGAAUUUUGAAACGAGGAAGAAUUUCCUCAACUUUCCAAUUUAUACUUUGUAUCACAAGUUCAUACUAUAAAGGAGGUGUCAAGUGAUUGCCAGUCAAAA
Molecule: messenger RNA, 3471 nt
Organism: Rosa rugosa (rugosa rose)
Lineage: Eukaryota; Viridiplantae; Streptophyta; Magnoliopsida; Rosales; Rosaceae
Exons: 11
Coding region: 58-2967 (969 amino acids)
Source: RefSeq, a predicted model, not a curated record